ACAGAGCCCGCUGCCCACGUGACGCGCGGCGGGUACCUGCGCGGCGGGCGGCGGGGCGGGCGGGCAUUGUCCGCCGGCAGCGCAGCGCGGCGCGGCGGGAGGGCGGAGGAGGACGGGCGCUGUGCCAGCACCAGCACCGGGCGACGCUGCCUCACCUCACCCCCUCCCCCUUUAUCCUUCCUCCUCCUCCUCCUCCUCCUCGUCGUCCUCCCCCCCCUCCCCGCCGCGGCGGCCCCCUCGAGCGCCCGCCCUAAGAUGGCUGAUGGUGGGCGGUGAGGCGCCGCGCGGGGCUGCGGGCGGCCGUUGCCGGCCGGCGAGAAGCGGGGGCGGCUGAGGGGCGGCACAGCCCGGCACGGCACAGCCCGGCACGGCACAGUCCGGCACGGCACGGGGCUCGGUCCGCGCAGCGCCAUGUCCGCCUUCGCGCUGGAGGAGACGCUGGAGGCCGACUGGGUGGCCGUGAGGCCUCACGCCUUCCAGGAGCGCGAGAAGCACAAGUUCGUCUUCAUCGUGGCCUGGAACGAGAUCGAGGGCAAGUUCGCCAUCACCUGCCACAACCGCACGGCGCAGCGGCAGCGCAGCGGGUCCCGCGACGUGCGGCGAGCCGGGGCCGAGGCCGGAGCCACCGCCGCUGCCGCCUCCAAGGCGCUGCGCAGGGGCCCGGCCUGCGGCCCCGACCCCCCCGUCCCGGCCCGGAGCCCGCUGCGCGCCCGGGGCGGCCCGUCCCGCAGGCCGUCGCGGGGCCCGGAGGCGGCGGGUGGCGCCGCGGAAGAUAUCGAAGUGCUGGAGCUGGGCAGGGAGGAGGCGGCCGGCUCGCUGUCGUCGUCUCCGCCGCCGUCGCCGCUGCAGGCAGCCGAGCCGUCCGCUCCCGACGCGGAGCCGGCGGGGGAGGAGUGCAGCUGGGCCGGGCUCUUCUCCUUCCAGGACCUGCGGGCCGUGCACCAGCAGCUGUGCUCGGUGAACUCGGAGCUGGAGCCCUACCUGCCCGCCUUCCCCGAGGAGCCCUCGGGCAUGUGGACGGUGCUGUUCGGGGCCCCCGAGCUGUCCGAGCAGGAGAUGGACGCGCUCUGCUACAAGCUGCAGGUCUACUUGGUCCACUGCUUGGACACCUGCGGCUGGAAGAUCCUCUCGCAGGUGCUCUUCACCGAGACGGACGACCCCGAAGAGUACUACGAGAGCCUGAGUGAGCUGCGGCAAAAGGGGUACGAGGAGGUGCUGCAGCGGGCCCGCAGGCGGAUCCAGGAGCUUCUGGAGAAACACAAAAACACAGAAAGCAUGGUCGAGCUGCUUGAACUGUAUCAGAUGGAAGAUGAAGCCUACAGUAGUCUUGCAGAAGCUACUACGGAGCUCUACCAGUACUUAUUACAACCAUUCCGAGAUAUGAGGGAACUUGCAAUGCUUAGAAGACAGCAGAUAAAGAUCUCAAUAGCGAAUGAUUACCUAGGCCCCAGAAGAAUUGAGAGUCUGCAAAAAGAAGAUGCCGAUUGGCAGAGAAAAGCCCACAUGGCUGUGCUUUCUAUUCAAGAUCUUACGGUUAAAUACUUUGAAAUAACAGCUAAAGCACAGAAAGCUGUGUAUGAUCGAAUGCGAGCAGACCAGAAAAAAUUCGGUAAGGCAGCAUGGGCAGCAGCAGUGGAACGUAUGGAAAAGCUUCAGUAUGCAGUUUCUAAGGAGACUUUGCAGUUGAUGCGUGCUAAAGAAAUCUGUUUGGAGCAGAAGAAACAUGCAUUGAAAGAAGAGAUGCAAAGUCUGAAGGGUGGUACAGAAGCCAUAGCCCAUUUGGACCAGUUAGAAGCUGAUUAUUACGAUCUACAGCUUCAAUUAUAUGAAGUGCAGUUUGAGAUCCUAAAAUAUGAAGAGCUACUGCUGACAGCACAACUUGAAAGCAUCAGAAGACUGAUGUCAGAGAAGAGAGAUGAAGUGGUAUAUUAUGACACUUACGAAAGUAUGGAAGCCAUGCUUGAAAAAGAGGAUAUGGCAACAUCUGCACACUUGCAAAAAGAGGAGCUGCAAAAAUUGCAACAAAAAAUUCGCCAGCUGGAAGCAAGGCGUGGACGUAUUUCAGCCAAGAAAGCCUACCUCAGAAAUAAAAAGGAGAUUUGUAUUGCAAAGCAUAAUGAAAAGAUCCAGCAGCAUCACCAGAGUGAGGAGGAGUACAAAAUGCACCAUAAUGUUCAGCUGAAGCGAGAUCAGCUACAAGAUGAAGAGGAAAGAAAGAGCUCCUGGGUUAGUCAGGAACGACAGAAAACACUGGACAGACUUCGCACAUUUAAGCAGCGGUACCCUGGGCAAGUAAUACUUAAAUCAACCAGACUACGACUGGCUCAUGCAAGAAGAAAAUGUGCAGCCAGUUCGGUGUCCUCUGUAGAUCAGCCUCAAUCUUUGCCAGCAACCAUACAAACCCAAGAUAAAAGUGAAGAGGUGGAAUUGGAAAAUGCAGUUCAGCCUUUGCAAGUGCAGGAAUCCACAAGCUUAGAACAACUUCAAGAUGUCUCGUUACCUCCCAAUGGUGUUACCUCUGAACUGCCUCAUGUUAGUACUUCUCCACUCAUCAGUAAUGAGUUUCAAACAGAGACUGUUACUGUAGUACCACUUCCACCCCCUUUGCCUCCGCCUCCUCCACCUCCGCCUCCACCCUUGCCAUCAAAAGAAGAUGCCACCAAAUCCUUAGAGAAAAGUGACAGCUUUGUUAAACGUCAAAGUGAAGAGAAGGGAGUCCAGCACUCUUCCAGUGUCCCAACAGCACAUCUGUUUGACAGCAGUCAGCUAGUCAGUGCCAAGAAGAAGCUUAAGAAGACAGGUGAUCUAGAGGGUUUACAGAGAAGGAGAGUGAGUUCCCCGAUGGAUGAAGUGCUGGCUUCCUUGAAGCGUGGGAGCUUUCACUUAAGAAAAGUUGAGCAGAGAAGUCUCCCUCCUUUUCCUGAUGAAGAUGAUAGCAAUAACAUCUUGGCACAGAUCAGGAAAGGAGUGAAACUGAAGAAAGUGCAGAAAGAUGUUUUGAGAGAAUCCUUUACAAUUCUGCCUGAUACUGACCCUCUGACAAGGAGCAUCCAUGAAGCAUUGCGACGAAUUAAGGAAGCAUCACCUGAAUCAGAGGAUGAAGAGGAGAGUUUACCUUGCACAGACUGGGAAAAUUAACCUGUAAUUAACUUACAUUUAAAAAAUCUAUUUCUUCAACAUUUUUAUAACAAUAGCUGCUAAGCCUCAGGUUAUGCAAUCUAGGGGACAUAGUAUGAAUGUGACUAAACUGUCUGAUGUACAACAUGACAAAACAUGCACAUAUGAAUUUAGUAUCACUGACUUUUCGAAAGAAUUUUAGGUUUCUAUUAAGAAAAAGUUUUAUAAGGCAACAUCUUAGUCCUGUUCUUGUUUGAAUACUUUUGCUGAAUAGUGACAGGACUGCUCCUUUAUAAAGCUCUAUUUUAUUUAGUAAAUUUGAAGGGACUGUUUGCAGCUUAUAAAAUAGCUUAAAAAUGCUUUUAAGUAACAAAGCAGCACAGUCACUCUUCGACAUACCCUGUAAUUAUUUUCUAAUUACCUUUGGCCUUGUAAAAAUGUAGUGUUUACUACUUCUGACUGAAUAGCUCCAAAUCAAGGAUGAUUAGAUUUGACUGCUGGACACACUGAAAUCUCAUUGGUUAUCCUGUGUGACUGACUCUUUGAUAGCUUGGUUUCAAUUUGUGAACACUGACUUAAUUGAAUUUCUAAACUAUACACAGUAAAUGUACAAUUUAUGCUUCUGCUACUCAUACAAAUCCCAUGAACUUUAUAUUAAAUUACAGUGCUCGAAAGUACAGAUAUUAGACUUCAGCAGAUGAAGUUAGUGAUUUCAGAACAAAAUAGAGAUUGGCAAGAAAGGAGUUUUCACAUUUAAGGUUGUAUCAGCCUUAAUUCUUGAUUACAACAGCACUGUCCUUCUCUGGUGAUUCUUUUCUGCUACUGGUGUGCAGAUGAGCUUAAGUCUGAAUGAAGGGUCCCACUAAACUUAUUUGUGAGUAUUUAAAAUCUGGAGAAAAGAGAGGUGGGAGAAUCUUUAAGGAAUUUAAAAAUCUGUUCAGAACUCGAAGAGUAUGGAAGAUAAAUAUUUACAAUCCUUGCAACACAGCUAGCAGUAGGAAGAAGAUAACCUUUUGGAUGCUUUCAAUCAGGCAAUUCUAUACUGGUUAUUUUUUACUGUAGCUGGAGAGUGGCUAAUUGGUACAGCUAUUUAAGAAGUGAUGGUGAUGUAACUCAUCAUCUGCUGAAUAUUGUUGCGAUUAUAUAAUACUGUCUCAAAUUGUUCACUGGUAUGCCAUUUUCAAAUAAUUCUAUUUAAAAUUUUUAAAAAGGAAAAUAAAUGUUGCUUUUUUUUUCUCAUGAAAUAGCAAAUCACUAGUGUGGCCAAUACCUACUGUUUAACUAUGGUGUGUUCCUACUAUCUGAAACAUACUACUUUUGGAGUUAAAAAUCACGGAGUGCAGAUGUACUAAACUUGUGCUGAAACUCUAAGUUCUCUAUUAGUUUGCAUACUGAAAACUCCCAUUGCCACAGCCCUUUAGAAAUCAAGUCAUAGCUAUAAGAAACUUGCCUUGGAAUUGACUUGGUUUCUUGAUGUAAUUAUUCCCUCUUCUUUUCCUAGAUAACCUAGCAAGAAUACUCUUUAACACUAUAGAACUCAUAAGAGAAUUUAUUCAGAAAUUACUUUUUUUUAAAUCUAAUUGGUGGACCCCCUAACCAUUUUCCAUUGGAACUGUAUCCUCUUAGAAUUUUUAUGCGUACAUUGCUGUACAAUAUAAAUACACACUUAAUACACACUUUUCUCUGCUGUCUUUCGCAGCCCUUUAGAAGCAGUUCAAAGUGUAGGUUGAAAAUCACAGCCAUGCAGUAUCUGUAGGGCCCAGUGCUUGUCUCCUUUUUAAAGAAGUACUGACCUGAAUAUGAAUUAUCUUGCCAGUUUACAGUUAAAGUCUUUUCCCUUUUUAAGGAUGUACUCCUGCCACAUGCUGAGGUCCCAACAAAUAGUUGGACCUAAAGCAGGGUGCAGUGUCACUGUUCUGUGUGUUUGCUCCUUGGAGUUUUCCAUACACCUGGGAUCUGCUCUCUUACCAGUAUCUUAUUUUGUUAUGAAAACAAUCCUGUUUUCAUGAGAUGAGACUUUAAAUUCAUGCUAUGGAAUUAUGUGAAAUAAUCUGAUAGACCAGAAAGUUGAAACAAAGCCCAUGUGAAAUUCAGCUGAAUGAAUACUUUUCACAUAGAUGAGUGUGCUUGCUUGAUCAUGUAGACUGAUCACCUAGAAUUUAUUACACAGGAAUAAAAUCUAACAGAAACCUGUUGUAGAAUAAUGUUUCUUCCUAUUAUCAGUUAUUGCUGUUCUCAGUUUAAUACCAUGCUUUAUUUAAAAAAGAAAAGAAUGAUCUACUGAUUUUUAAGUUAAGCUCUGCAUAUCCAAAAAUAGCUGCAUGGAAAUUUUAGGAUCAAAGAAGUUAUAUAAAAGUAUAUUGGCACCUUUGUUACAAACUUUGUUUAAUAUGUACACAUCGUUGUAGGCUAAAUGUAAUGCAAUUAUUUGCCUUAAGAAUGAAAGCUAAAUUUGAUAUUAUUUAUGUUUAUCAAAUGCCAAAAAGUGUCUUAGUGCACGUGCAGUAGAGGAAAGAGUAUUAACAAUGUACACUGAAGUCAUUUCCUUCAUUAUUGAAGUUUGAAGAUAAAAUAAUAGUAAUUAGUUCUUGCAGGACACCUAGUUAUCUCUUUUAUUAGCUGCUGUAUGGGUUAACUUCUGUGUAAAGUUAUGUUACUACCUUUUCUUUAAGAGCACUCCCUUCCUUAUGGACACUCUAAGCCACGUACAAUAAUGUUGAGGCAUUCCAUGUAUCUGAAGUACAGCUGAACAACCAUUGUAAAGAUGUAGUAGCUUCCAUACAAUAGUACAGAAUCUUGGUUAGACCUAGGAGCAAAGAGAACCAAGGCUUUUAAAGACAUAACUUAGUACUGCAUGUUGGAAUUGCCUAAUACAUUGAUCAGAGAGGAUUUGUAAAGCUGUUUAGCUUUUCAGAUGUUCCUUUUUUUUUUUUUUCCCCAAACAGGUGAUUUACAGCCACUGGAGUGAGAAAAGAAACCCCAGUUGAAGAUUACUUUUCCUCUUCAUUUCUGAAUAUUGAGAGCCAGCAGUUUUGACCAUCAAUUCCCCAGGAGGUUUUUUGGCAAAGAAAUAGCCUUUCUUUGGCAAAAGAUUUAGCACCUGGAAAAAAUGACCUGAAAUGUUACUUUUCAGAUCACUUUUUUCUUUAUUUGUUCCAAAAUUCUGGUUUGAGUAGAAAGCUAAGUUGUGUAGACGUGCAUUUCAUAUAACCAAGAAUGCCCAAUUCUAAAGCACUUUUCAUAUUUCUGUUAUUAAUGUGUGGCCAGUUAAGUGAAGGGAGUAUUUUGAGUUGAGAGAAUACUUGCAUUUAACUAACUUUGGGAUUUGGCUGAAACAACAGCUAUAAAAUCUACCCUUCACUGCACUGAAUAUAUCAUCUGCUUGAAAACCAAUUAAAUAGCUCCUUGCAGAGAAGCUUGCUGCGUAGCAGUGUGAUGUUACAGAAAGAGCAGAAUUCCUAGUUGCACUACUGUAGCUGAAAUUCAGUAUUGUGCAACCAAGAUUUUUUUCUUCUUAGUUUGAAGAAUUGUGUGUCAGGAUGAAAAAUAACAUGUGACUACAACAUAAUGAGAAGUAAGAGUUGAAUUCAGUACAUAUUCAAGAAUGUAUUUGUUUCCAGUAUGGUACAAUUUAGCAAGACAUACUGCAGCACCUUUUUAGAAGGUCAUUUGUAGUAUUAAACCUUUUUAAAGUAGACAUUCUCAUGCUUUUUAAAAAUAAUAUUUAGCUAUGCUAAACCAAGUUAGUUAUACUUUAUCAUUUAUUAUAAGAAGCAAUAUUUUGUAAUUUCAUACUUAAAAUUAUUUUUCUUUUUGGUUUAAAAUGGCUUUGUUUGAAUACUGUAAGCAGCCUCCUUUAAGAAAAGAUCAAAGCACUUAAACAUACUAAUACUUCAGUUGCUUCUCUUGCUAUUUUUUAUUAUUCUCUUUAGUGGCUGCAAAAAAAUAUUUGUAUUUCAUACCCAAAAGCCUGUUGUCUGAAAAAAGUUUCCUUUUGAUCAUGAAUAUUUUUUUUCAAAGGAGAGUUAUAAUUUCCUCUGCAGUGAAUUCUUAGUAAUAACCCUAAGCUUCAUGGCUAAUGGCUGCAGGCAGCUACACUUACAAUAAACAUCACAAUAAUAAGAGGUAUGCCAGUACAGAGAGAUAGUAUUGACUAUUUAGAAACUCCAUGUGAUAUUAGAAUAAAAAAGACCAUUAAAGUUUUAAGGAAGCUAAGCUUUUACUAGCAUUAUAUUUUUACUAGCAUGACAUACACUGUGUUUGAGAAGUACACAAUCCCUGUCCUUUGUGUAGUGUGUUCCAUUCACUUUUCCUUUUGUGAAGAACAAACUACUAUGUGAAUGACUUUUUUUUUUAAGUGGAAUUAUGCAUCGCUGCUGUCACAUAACGGAACAUGUACUGUGUCAGUGCUUAUAACAGGAGAUUUCAUGUCUUGCCAUUUACUUUUAUAAACAGGAGCAGGAGUACUUACCUUAGCAACAGGCUAUAUAACCUACAGGAACCUCAGAUGUUGGACCCUUCAGCUGUUUUGCUGUGGCUGUCCUGAAAUUAAAGCUCUAUCAAACAUCUCAAAUGGAUGCCACUUUACCCUUGCUAUUGACAGGCAUCUUCUUAACCUUGUUGCCUUAUUUAUAGUUAGUGAACAUUCAUUUUCAAAGCACCCAUGAGCAGCAUUAUUCCAGAGAUGUAUUGAUUUUGCAGUAUGUAUUCGUUGCCAGGUCUGUAUGCUUUUCUCCUGAGAAGAUCAGCUCUAUAAAAUGCUUGAUAUUGGCUUUCUAAGGACCUAAAACCACAAGGUAUAUUUUUCAUAAAUUGCUUCUCUUAACUCGAGUUAGAUGGUGUGGUUAUAAGCUGUCUAAUACCACGCUCAUGCAGCAAUAAUAGUAAUUUCAAAGUUUAUCAUUAUCAUCUGACAUUGACUGUACUGUAACCUGUGGCGUGUUUUUGCUCUAUGUUCGUCUACACUUCCAGUCAUACCACACUUGAAACUGAGUUAAUCAAAUAAUUUUUUGGCCAUAGCACAAAGCAGAAUUAUGAUGUAGAAUGGUAAUUCAAAUUACAUAGUUCAUCUGAAUCUUUGUGCUAUAUUAAUUAGUGGUGAUUGAGCAACUUCUUUGUCAAUUUUCUCCUGUUUUCCAGCCUGCAUUUUUAUUCCUUACAGUAUGCAUAUGGGACACUAGCAAAAUUCCAAGUCAAGAGAAAAUAGUGUAAUUUUAUGAUACAGGUGCAACGGUCCCUUUGCACAGUGUUUGUGUCUACAGUUUACCAUUGUGUUGUGAUAUAUCUAAAUAGCUCAAUGCUUUACUGUACUACAAUCUUCAGAUUUAUUUGCCAUGUGAUCUGUCGACUUUGCCUUGAAAAUGUGUGCAUGAUGAGAAAAAAUACAAAAUUACUGUCCUUAAUCUGUUUUAUAUUUAGUUGAAAUCGUAGAUUCCUGUAAUAGCUUAGUUUAUAGAAAUGGACUUCUCAUAGUAGCAAGUGUUUUAUGUGCACACAAGUAGAAGUUGUUAUGCUGAGCAAAGCAGUUUAUAUCAGUUCAGAACUGCCAUCUUCCGUGUGGAAAGUAAAUGUUUUUUUUCCCCCGCAUACUGCUGAAAGCCCAAAUGCUUGAUUUUAAUCUUCCAUGAGUCCCUAGAUGUCACAGUUUCACGUAAGUCUCCAUUGUGAUAUAAAAAUUGUGCAUAUGUAGAGUACAGUUAAUGCAUAAAACUUCCCAUCCUUCUCUGCAAUGUGAAGUUCUGCAGUGGGAUGGCUGGAGCAGCAAAUGGGGGAAGUAUAUCCACAAGAAACUUAGAGAAAUUACGACAAUCCUACAUUAAAUUUGGUUCCUCCGUAGCUAAGAAAAGUUCUGAUGAAUAUGUUGGUCCUUGAGAAAUUGUAGCAAGCAUCACGACAGAAAAAAACAGUUAAACAUAUGCACAGAAAGAGAGCCUCAUUGUGGUGGCUGCCUUUGUCUGUUGUUAGUCAUUUAUCUUAAGCAGUGUGUCUGUUUUCAGGCUUUUUCGAUCUUUAGAAACGUGCUUUCUUGCUUCAAGUUAAAGCUGUUGUAGUAUUGUAUAACGGAUCCGGUGAGAUAAAGAGUUGGAGUGCAUAAUGUUUAUUUUGUAAAUGCUUGUUGAGGACUGAAAAAUCUUGUAUGAGUGGGAACAGGAAAUACUGAAUUUCUGUUUACAUAACCAAAAUGUAAGGUAAACAGGAAGUUUUUCCUCAGAAAUAGAGUUUGCAUCAACAUUAAUUUCAUCCUCUCAUUCACAGAAGUUCCAGAUCCUUUAAAAAAUUACCAAUAUUCUUAGUUUGUUCACUUUCUUACUGUUCUCAUGUCUUAGUUAAAUAACCUGUCUAGGGUAGAUGAAUGCUUUUUUACCUUCCUUAAGCAUCACUUUUAAUUUUUCAUUUUUUAAAUCUGAUAGUCUGCAUCCUACACCAGACACCUUUAAAACAAAUUAGUAUAAUUAUAUAUUGUGUUCUUUUGUGGCUGCAUCAGGGGUAGGACUCAACACACUUCAUUACAUUAUUUGUAAAGAAUCAUUUUGAGUAUAAGCACUAUAUUCUGUAAUGUCUAUUAUUAAAGUAAUGACAGGUGCGUUAUUGAAGAUGCAACUUAUUGAGAAGAGGAAACAGAAACCUGUAUUGUUUAAUGUUCCCCUUAUUCGUUUGUUGCGCUGAAUUUCAAGAGUAAUUUGUAAAUCAACUUCGUUCACACGUCUAUCAGAUUUUAUUUUCAUUGUAAUGCUUAUGUAAUUAAGUUACCCAUAUAUGUUUCUGGUAAUGAUCCCAUAAGCAUGGACAAUAUAUUGUUAUGUUUAGCACUACAGAAUUAAUGUUAAGAACAAGCGAAGCUUAUUGCAAAGAAAAGGAGCAAACAAGCACCUUACUGUUGCUUAAUUUGAGCGUGUUGCAUAAUUUCAGUGCUAUGGGAGCUGACAGACAGUAGGUCAUUCUAAGCUUGACUGCAAAUUGCUCUUUGGUGUAAGCACAUUGACAUACUGCUAUCAAUGCUGUAAAAAGUACAGCAAUGGCUGUUUUUAACCUAUAAAUAUACUGUAAUUUAAAUUUUUCCUACAAAACAAAUUUAUAUUUAAUUGCUGCCUAAGACAUGUACGUAAAAUUAGGAUUUUUAGCAGGGUUGAGGGUGGGUGGGCAUGCCAGCUUAUUUUGGGGAUGGGUUGUUGUAUAUACAUUUCUUUGCACUUCCUGUUCAGUUUAACUAUUAAUCCAAAACUCCCAGCUCUGACUGUCGUGAGUCUGCAACCUGACACUUACGUAUUUUUAUUCAGGUCUGCUAUAUUCUGUGGCACAGAGCUUCAGAAUUUGACAGAAAAGGUCUUUCCAUUCUCAAAUGUGAAUACUCUGAUGUACCUCUAACAUGGAAAAUGACCAAGCAAUGAAUUUUACUCUGCUGAGUUUAAUGUUACUGUGGAGUAUUAUUUAAAGCUGAUAUCUAAGGCUGUUAACCAAUGGUGUGUCCAUUUGGGAAAAGUAAGAAGGGUGAUUGUUAUUUCAGUGGGUAUAGUCCAAACUCUGCAGAGAUUUUAUUCUAGAUACUGUCACCUGUUCAGUAACUAGUUUGCCUUAGACUGGCUUGACUUUCAGAUUCUUUCAGGAGCAUUUUUUUUAUUUCUGAAUUACAGAAUAGAUAUUGGGGAUAAGGGACACUUCGUGUGUCCCAGCACAUUAUUAUAGUUGCUAUAUGUUUUGGAUUUUGUCUUACAUAUUUAUGAAUACAUCAUUAUAAGAUGAAAGGAAUAUAGAUGGCUGCAGAUUGUCUUGCAUGAAUGACAUCAGUAAAGGUAAAUGACACUAGCUUCUUUUUUUAAGCCUGUUGAAUAAAAAAUAAUCAAACCAGUUUGCCAUUCACUAGCUUUGUGCAAUAUUAUUGGUAGAAUCAAACACUAGCACACUGUGCUUGGCUUUAAGGAAGCUCUUUAACACCAUUAUAUUCAAAAGAACAUAUUAAAUGCAUAUUUUAUUGUAAACAACUGCAAAUUUGCUAUACCUACAAAUGCUUAAUGGUAUAAAGUAUUAAGCAACAAGUAUCUUUAAGAAAAAAGGUAAAAAACUAAGCAAAAAUUUCCAGCAAUACCUAAAAACUAAAAAAAAAAAACAAAAACACUUAACUGUCUGCCUUUUGCUCUUUUUUCUUUACUGCGGCUUUUCUGCAAUGCAAUUUUAUUGCUGUGUAUCAUGGUUUUUUAUUUUCUUGACUCAGAAGUUCAAACCUGUACACAAAGUACUGAACUCACCUUCUUCUACAUGCGAUGUAACAUCAUACUCACAGUUUUGGUGCUUAAAAAUGAUUCCUUUUUUCUUUAUUAAAGGAUAUUUAUUUGACCACUGUCCUGUUUUUACUUUGCGUAUAUAGCAAUGUUUAAAAAAAAUAUAUAUAGUUUGGUUCCCACAAAAAAAAAUAAAAAACAACAACAAAAAAACAUAUAUACUAAAGUUUCCAUUGUUAUUCUUUUAGUUCUUCAAGCUGCGUUACUGCCAUUGCUUAAUGGCAGAUGAUUGUGUAUAAGCUAUGUUGCAGCAAGGAGUAAUAUCUUUGUAAAUUGUUAUAUAAAUAAAUUAGGUAUUACAGAAGAACCUUGCUCUUAAGUAAUGCAGGAUAAUUGAGCUUAAAUACAAAUAAAAAAUAGUUUCCAUCUCUUAAUGAAAAGACAAAAACAGAGCAGAAAUUUAAGUCCAGAAAUGUUAAGAGCUUUGAUCCCUUAUUGCAGUCUCCUACAUUUUAGAGCUAGCUAGAGACAAUGGCAUUCUGUGGAGAGAGAGAGCAAGCCUCCAACUGCAAUCACUUAAUUUACAAAGAGCAGUAAUGAUAAUGGAAAAGCUCAAAUUGAAAACCUUCACUAUUUUUGCUUUUUUGGUGUAAGUGCAAUAUAAUAUUUCAAAAACAAACUAGAUCAUGCAUGAAUAAUUCAGAUAUUUUAGAAGUAUCAUUAUGAGUGUUUUGAAGAGAAAGGUUCUACCUGUUUUCUGAAGGAAAAAUACCCUAAAAUCCACAGCUGAUCAUUUCCCAGACUCGUGUUGCCAGCUGUUGUUUUUCUGUUUGUUUUGUGUGUGUGUGUGUGUGUGUGUUUUUAAGUAAUACCACAAAAUGAAUAUUAUCUAGAGAUAAAACUACAAAAAUACUCAUGGUGCACAGAGGUCUGUUUGCAUUGUGCACCUUUUUCCUUUCAAUCUCGUGUUUCUGGUACAAGAACCGCACUGCAGGUAAGUCAAUGUAGGCAGAUUCUAUGCCCAGCUGGUCCUUUAACAUGAAAAAAUAAAAAAUAUAAAAAAAUAAAAAUAAACUAUGUGCUUAAUGCAAUAAGAACUGUUUAGAGCUAUAUAAUCCUCAGAAAACAAGAAAAAGUUACGAUGUUUCUAAUAGCAACCUGAAACAAAGGUUUGCUGGCAAUACAAACCUACACUGCAAAGAGUCUCAUCAAAAUACAAAUCAAAAUUUUACUUGUAUUGUUGUUCGCCUCUGGUAAUAAUGGCAUACACUAUUAAUUUUGCACUGUGGCAGAACAAGUAGGAAGCCUGCUUUGAAAUAAGCAAAUUCUUCAGUCAUCUCUGAUUAUUGCUUGCGAAAGAUGAGGAUUAUGUUUGUAGCCACGGUCUAUUCCUAAAUGCUUUCACUGUGCUCAGCAGCAUGUGCUCACAUCUGGCCUGGCAAGUCUGCUUCCACACACGUUUUGCUCCACAGAACAAACUUGUAUUUAAGAGCAUUUGUUGCCAUCAGCUGCUGUCUACUCUGGCAUUGGCUCGAGCAGGUAAGUCGCUCCUUUUUUAAUCACUUCUUGGGGUAUUCCUACAGGCUGGAAGUAUGUCUAAUGCAUGCAUCAGAUUUGCGAAUUAGUGAAUAGAUCUGGAUGCACACUUCCAAGGCAGUCGUGUGCUACUCAGAAUAAGGCCUAAAUGUUUGCACAACACAUAGAAGAUGGGAGAUGGGUAGAACCAUCAUUUAUUUUUUUUUCAUAUUAGUUACACGUCAGAUGUAAAGGAAAGGUACAUUGUAAAUAAAUAUUCAUUGGGCCACAGUCCAUCUCAAAGUUAUAAAACAACACCUCUUUCUCACAGAAAUCAUUGGUAUAUUUAGGGUUUGUUCACAUUCCACCAGUUUAUGAUCAGCAGAGGGGAUGUGGGGAAGGGAGAGAUAAAUAUGGUAAUUGAGUUUGUUCCAAAACCUGAGAAAUGUUCCUUUUCUCGGAAGUGCUUAUGCUGCUUCCCAUUGUACAGGUUUUGCUCCUCCUGUUGUAGCAGGGAGGUUAUAGUGAGCCACCAGUGUGUCAGCACCGCCAGCAAAGCCCGAGCUUUAUGCUCACGCCACAAACAGCUUAUCUAGAUCUAAUGCCAUGAAGUUUUGUUGAUGUGUUUUUUCCUCUUUUAGGAUGGAGCAAUGUAAUUAACUGUAAAACAUCAUCUGUAAAUUUCAGGUGUAGCAUGUAGGCCAUGUAAGUGAUGCAAGCAUCGCUUUGUUGAUACUGCAAAAGAUUACUCCAAAGGUUUUACCAGGUGACUACUGGCAUGGCCACGUGGCCAGCCCUGGGUGCAGGCAUGACCAGUUUUCCAUCCUGCAGAACUGCAGACCUGCAGUCGUCUUGCUGCCAUCGCGAUGCCCUCCUGCCCCUUCCCCAUUUACUUCGAGACUCAGCUGUGUAACUCUCUCUAGACUUCAUGCAAAUCUGCACGCCUGCCGUGCUGACUGCCUUGACUUUUGUUAACGUGACAAAAGAUGGCAAAUCUUUUAAGAUGGGGAUCUUAUUAAUGUUUACAAAUAUCUUAAAUGUGGGAGACAGAGGGAUUUGGCCAACCUCUUUUCAGUGGUUUGUGGGGACAGGACAAGGGGCAAUGGCCACAAGAUGAAGCACAGGAAGUUCCACACCAACAUGCGAAAGAACUUCUUCACGGUGAGGGUGACGGAGCACUGUAACAGGCUGCCCAGGGAGGUUGUGGAGUCUCCUUCUCUGGAGAUAUCCAAGGCCCGUCUGGACGCCUACCUGGGCAGCCUGCUCUAGGGAACCUGCUUUGGCAGGGGGGUUGGACCCGAUGAUCUCUUGAGGUCCCUUCCAACCCCUACCAUUCUGUGAUUCUGAGAUCUCCCGUGACACCUUGCCUCGGUGGGGAGGACUGGUGGAUAGAAAUAGGCAGAGAUUCUUGCCUGUGCUAUUACAGCUGCUGCCUGUCUGCGCUAGUGCUGGGGCAUGCCCUUUCCCCUUUAAUCAACCAAAACUGGCAAAAAAACACCCCACUGCAUUCAAGAUCAGGCAUCUGCCACCUUCUCCCAUCAUUCCUACUAUAACUGUGAGCUGUCUGUGAUGUUUGUUGGAGGCUUGUGCCAGAGAUAAUCGCUUGUAUUAUCUUUUCACUUUCUCCUUGCCACCAAAGACAGUAGGUGAUUUCUCUGAGUGUGAUUUCUCUUUUCACUAUCUGUGUCCUACAUUGCUUAUAGAAGGCCAAGCACAUUUAUUGUCUUUCAAGCAUCAUUUACUGUUUACUUCAUUUUUUAAUCUUUUCUAACUUGCAUCAUGCUCCCUCUGUAUUUUACUAUUUAAAAGUCACAGGAAUAACAAAAUCAAAGAAUCAUGCAAUACAUACAAAGCAUUUAUAUUGGCUAUACUUUUUCUUCCUCAAUAUUUUAUUUUGAUCCCAUUAAAUUUCAGUAGAAAUGCAUCUGAACUCUUAGUGUACAAAAUCAUCAACAUAUGCUCUAACUGCCAUGCAUGUUAACUACACAGUUUAACCACAACAGAUGUUUUAUGAAUCAACUUUAUAUGAAGCACCAUAAAGUGAUGACCUUUCUUUUUCCUCCUGUUCACUUGCUGAGAGUAAACUGACAGACGGAGUGGACCGAGACCCACAAAAAUAAAACAUUGACAAGCCAUUGCACACUACGCUUGGUUUUUAAUGACAUGUUGGAAAAUAAAAAGUCUUGAGUAGGCAUUAAGAAAUAAAUAAAUCACAUAGCCUAUCCCCUUGUUGCUGGAGCACAUACACCUAUGUUAUUCCUGUAAGUUUCCUGAGGGCUUUUAUUGGUGUAAGGUCACAGCCUCUGAAUGAGCCAUCACAGUGCCUAGAGGCUGAAGGCUAGUAACAUCAGGCCAUUAAUUGUCAUCCUGCCCACCACUGCUGUAUGAACAAAUUACGUUGUCCUCUCUGCAACAGACUAUUCAUGCAUCCCCUUGCUCCCCGCUGCUCCAAUACACACACACACACCUCACCCCGCUCUUCCACUCAUCAUUAAACCAAACAGCACCCGGAGGCUCAGCCUGGUGGAGGCCGGCCCUUUGAGAGGCCGGGACAUUCAGCCUCUAGACAUUCAGCCUCCAGUGCUCACAGCCAGCAGAUGCAACCAGGGAAAGCAACCUGCUGGUGAGUGAUGCUCAUAGCAUGUGUAUGCUGAUUUAAUCCUCUCUGGGAAAGGAUGGGAGGGGUGCAGAGCUCUAGUUUUCUCAGUCAAAGGUAGAAUUAAUUAAACAAGCUUGAUAGAGCAAAUUUCUGUUCAGGAAAUGAAAUUUUGUCACUUAAAAAAAAAAAAAAAAAAAAAGUCUACUCAGGCUGUGUGUCUGGUGAAAACACCUGCAGGUUGCCUACCAUGACAUGCUUUGCUGAGGUUUGUAUACAAACUAUCAUAUCUUAGCAAACACAUUUUAAUUUGCAGUAAGAAAUGUCAAACAGAAAUCUAACCAGCAUUUGCCAAGGCUGCACUAUCAGCGAUAUGGGGUUGACCUGUGUUCUGUUCUCAGCCAUCAGCUGCCCACAGAUCUGAAGUCCUUCUGCCUUACCAGGCCUAGACACACAGAUUUGCUGAAGUCCUUCCUUAGUGGAUGCUAAGUUUCAGGAAUGCUUCUGAAUAAGAGGGAAUGUAGUGCUGUUGGUACCAGCUUGCUUAAACUGAAUGCAAAAUUUAGGUCCUGCUCCUUCUGGAGCUUUCCCAGCAGCAGGGACCUACCUGUGCCCCAAGAGAUCAUGAAGUUUUUUUUUCCAUUAUUCCCUCAACAUGUCAUUGAGAUAGCAGAUUAUGGCUUGCCUUAAAAAAAAAAAUCUUGUGAAUACACUGAAAUCCUGUAAAUUACAAUUUAUGUUAUCUGCCAAGCCCUUCUGUCUGAUGAAGGCCUGAUUCCCUGAAAUGCCGUCACUGUUGCCACCAGUGUUUUCCACGCAGCAGCAUUUUCCAACGCAAGGCAGAGCUGUUCUUACAGGAGGUCGUGAAGCUCAGCUUAAAAUUUCCCCAGGUAAUGGCUCCCUCUUCUGGUGCUCUAAGAUAUCAAAGGAGCGAGUGACAAAAGCCUUCGACUUUACAGGCCGGAUCGCUACCUACCCAACCUGCCAGCCCAGGCUGGGAGCCUUGUGACAAGCUCUCCCAGUCUGAUUUAGGAAUACUGCAGCUGCAGUCUUUGUACAGUGACAUUUCCAAGCAGCACGCUUUGGUAACACUUGCUUAGAACAUGCCUGAUGCUUCCUCGUUGCCUCUUCUCCAAUUCUGUGGCUUUCCAAUGCCUCUAAGACUAAGUAAUGUUCAGACAGAAUCGACCUCACCCCAUACACACAUUUAUGUACCUUCUGUGCGCGUCUAAGUUGUAUUUAUGACAAGAACACAGAUGCAAAAAAAGGAAAAAGAAGAAAAAACAGGGUUGAAAUAAAGUUUGGACUUGUAGGUUCAAAAGAUAAAAGAAACCACCCCAAAUAAUACUUUCGUAAUUUCUUUUUCUUUCAAGUGGGUGGGGAAAAGGUGCUUAUAUCAAAACAGCAAGUUACUCUGCUUCUCUAAGAGCUGCUGAGCAAAAAUGCCCGUAUCCAGAUGCAGAGAGUGUUCUGCAGCAAAAGGGCUUGACCAGCAGUGACGGUGCUGCAACUCAAGUCAGCGGCUCCUGAACAAAGUUAGCAAACCCUUGGGAUGCCUCCAGGACGGGCAGGGGUGCAGCCAGCACCGCCACGAAUAGCAGGGAGUAGAGGGGAGUGGCGUGCAGGAUGCUCGCUCCAGAUGAACCCUUGUUUUUGCUCGGCUAUACCCUGCUAUCCUGGGUACUCUCACUAAGUAAAAGUCAAAGAGAAAACUGUGCUUUUCUUUGUUUUUAAGUUAUAUUUCUGGUUGCCACUGCUGUGGGUUCCUGAGGAACAACACUGCUGGAAUCAUAAAAGAACAGCAUAUUGAGAUGUAGAGAAAAAUUAUUUUUUUUACAUUUCCAUCUACUAGUUAAGGAUUGUGAUGUCUCUCUUGCAGAGAAGUACAAGAGCAUUUUGCUUCCCAUUUGCUUUUUUGUGUUUGUUUUUGUUUAAAGAAAAUUCUGCCAUGAUUUAACAAAUAUAAUCCAGACUAAGAGAACUUCAAAGGUCUUGUUCCUCUUGGAAAAGCUUAGCUUGCAAAUACCUAUAUGGCCAUAUGUAAUGUAACUCAAAAGGGGGAAAUCCAUCCACACAGAUUAUACUAAAACAUACCUUUUCAGUGUAGGUCUUCCUCUUCCCUUAGUACCUGGAUGCAUGUAGUGUUUGUGAUGGUCCGGGACUCUGCAUCCUUCUUGAGCUACUGGGAAAAAAAAUUCUUCCUCUUCAGAACUGUCACAGAAAUGUAAGUUCUCUUUCCAAAAAAAACUUCUGGGUUGCUACUCCCAGUCUAGUGGAGGCAUAGAGGGCUGGGACACUGCUGGAUCCAAUCCUUGCAGUGAGAUGAGACUUGCAUGAGAGUAGAUGAGAAUCCCCAGAGCAGGGAUGCCAGAACUACUUCAAAGUUAAAGACAAGAGAGAGAAAUCCCUCCUAAACCCAGCUAAGAACUUUGUUUCACAAACACCACAGAUGGUAGGAGCUGAGGGCAGGAAAAAUAGUAAGUGUCUUCACCCGCUGCAAGUGACUAAUACUGACAGCAAACCUCUAGACUUGUGAAGAUAAAAGAAUGGAAAGGAGUGGGUUUUGCAGACUGCCAGGAUUUGGCUCCGUUUAUAAAGCACAUGCCUAAUAACGCUGACCUCAGGAAGCAGUAGAGUUCUGGGGCAAGUCAGAUGUGCUCAACAUUGGCAUGAUGUGACAACCUAGGGGAAGCAGGACACAGAUUAACAAACUUUCUGUCACUGCUGCAUGGUUCGGAUGUUCUGUCCUCUGCUGUGCAAAACUUUCUUGCCUAUUUUACAGCUACUGGUGCCAUCUAAGGGAAUCCUUUUGAAAACUCUACACUCCCCCCCCUCCACAAAUCUGUAACAUCUUCGAUAGUUAUUCCUCCUUCCCAUGCCCGUCAGCAUAAGAACCAGCAUUUGAAAAUGACACAAACUACCACACGUUUUUCCAGCCAAGCUGAGCUUGUGCAGGACCAGGCUAGGAGGGAGAAAGCGUGUAUAAACUAGGCUUGUGUUUCUUUGGUCCUAGGAGGAGCUGCCACCAGUGCAGAGGCAGCACUGACAGCUGCAAGUCCCUGAGAGGUUGUGGCAGGCAAGCUAUGAGACCCCGUGAGAGUGAGCAGAAACCCACCCCACGACCCAGAGCUGUUGCAGGCACUGCGAUGCCAACCACUGCACCUGCCUGUUGGCUGCGUUGCUUAGCCAGGAUGGCGAAGGUGAGCUGAGCUGACUCUAGGAUCAAACUAAACUCCGUUUGUUGCUUCUGAACGUUUAACAGAAUGGGUGAAAUUCAUCGUACUUAUCUGAAGUAAGUGGAGUAAGCGAAGGAACUAAUUCUAUAAAGCAAAAAUCGGUAUUUUAGAAAAUGUCUACUACUCCGUAAAGUAUGUUCUCUGCUUAGCACCAUUCAGAGGUAGUGCACACAUGCAGCAUUAUUGAGAAAAUGUAAACAAGAUGAUCUGAACAUUGUUUUGCAUGGUCAGGUCCAUUUCUUGAAAAAAAAUCAGCAUAUAACUGUGCACUUAAUUGUCAUGUUCAGUUACCGAGACUACACCCAUUUCGCUAGAGUUUCUUGAUGUUUGUUUUUUUUCAAUUGUCUUUGACAUCCAAACCUAAUCUCCCUAUUGGACUGAUAUUUGGCCUCAAGAUCCAAGAUUUCUUUAACCAACCAAGUUGAGUGCUUUUGUUGACACACACAGUUCUGCAGAGAAUUAAAAUCUGCAACAUUUUCCCAGCCCUCUUUCCAUGCUGUAUUUCUGAAAAAAAAAAAAAUGAUUUUUGCCUUUGAAAUGAAUCUCCCAAUGAACGUGGUGGUGUUCACAGAUCGCUGUUCAGUAGCCACUUCAGUACAGAAUAUGAAAGAUGAUGUAAAAAGUAAGGUUUAUCCCCUUAUUGAAGGGGCUAACAUGGAGUUAGUCCCUAACUGGUAGAAAAAUGAACAGAAAACAGAAACCUUCCACAACUGACAAGACACAUCCCAAAAUAUUCAUCUUUAAUUGAUGCAUCGUUCAUUCCUGCAGGGUUUUUGUUAAAGGAAUUGUCCUGGGAAUGCCACCAAUAGCAUUAAACGAUACUUGUUUGUGUAACAUCUGGUUUAGCCCUUUAUUUAUUUAUAUUUUACCUGAAAAUGUGUUUUCGUAGAGACCAUAUAACAAUAUUUCCGCAUUAUCAGUUCAUUUUGUUCUCCUCUUUCCUGGGCAUAUUAGCCAGGAAAAGGAAUUCCCAGUCUGUAACAGACAUGAAUUCACACAUUUUACUUUGUCCACAUAGAAAAAUGCAUUUUCUGGAUCAUUGAGGCAGAUGGAUUAUGAACAAGACACUCAAAAACUAACUAUGCAGGCGGGGAUAUACUUACAAAAAUCUUUUAUGUCAAAGUCAGGAUUUCACAACAUAACACGCUAAUGCAAAAUCCAGUAGCACCUGAAAGAUUAAGGUAGCUGCUGCUAUCACUUGCACAUACUUGAAAAAGAUUUAAGGAAAAAAAUAAAGAGUAAAAGUACAUUCUCCAGAGAACAGCAAAUGUGUUUCAAAAUAAAAAUGGUAUUUUUGAUUUUUCUUUAGUUUUUGUUAGGUGUUUCUGUUUUUUUUUUUUUUCUGUAAUUCUUUUUGCCUUUUUUUUUUUUUUUUUUUUACACAUGCCUGUAGUUGCCAUAAAACAAAUUAUAUGUGAUGUGACUGUUUGCCUCUCCCAUGCAAGUUCUUGUUCUCAGGCUACAGUACUCAACACUGUCUUCAGGUAUACAUAUUCCCAUAGUUUCAUCAAAGAUAGAUACAAUUCUUUAUACCUGCCUCUGGGAAAAGUAACAUUUCAAACAGGCAAACUACUCUCUUAGAACAGAAUUGGAGAGGCUAUAGUAGGUCUAACCACCCAAGUAUGAACCUUAGGUUUCAGUUACUAAACACCCACCUACUGUAAAUAAACAAUAAAAAUACUCUUAGCAUUCAGAUUUUAUUUAUAUGUGCACGUAUGUCCACCAUAUCCCCAUAUUUAUGUUUAACAACUAUUUAGGAAUUCAAAGGUGCAGCCCUCAGUAAUUGUAAAAAAUGAAAUGAAGCAUAUCUACUGAAUGAGAAAAGAAAUUAUCAAAUAUCAAUUUCCAAUUUAAAAUUUAAUUUCAAUAGGAAAAUAUUAAAAAUGUGCACAUCUAAAUUUUUCCAUGUUCUUUAUAUACAUAUGUGUGUGUACGUAUACAUAGAAAUACUCAUGUACCACACAUAUUCACAAAAUUUAAGUGGAAAUAUUUCUGUCCACUAUUUUCCCACAUGUAAAUGACAUCAUAUCUUUAAAAAUGUCAAUAAUAAUAUCAUUAAAAAUAAUAUUACAUUUAUUCCAUCAUCAACUUUCUUUUGUUUUUAGUUUCUUCAUCCUUGUAUGUCCAUCGAGCAUUAAUGGGCCAGAUUUUCCUUGCACUUCCACAAAUGUUAUGCCAACUGAAUGUUGCUGACAGCACAUCAGAGACACAUCUGGUUUACAGCAGCACAAGUGACAGGAGAAUCAGGGCCAAACAUCACCAAGGUAAAUUAAAACCUGGUGAAACUUGCUCAUGUGGACCUGAUGAAGAUGUACACACCAUCGCCUAAAAUCCACCAAAUGAAAAACAUGUAGCUCACCACAAAGUUUUCAACCAGUAGCACGCUGAAUCAAGCUCCCCCCACCCCAUUAAUAAAUAAAAUAGGUGAGAAAAUACCCUAAAAAUAUGGAUAAAACUUAAACAUUGUGUACACUACAUACAGUAUAAUACAUGAUGGUUUAGCAUUUGACCUAAACCAUUUUCCUGACUAGUCAGGGGACACCUGAUAAAUCACUGGUAAAGAAAAAAAAACAAAACAAAACAAAAAAAACCCAAUAUCUUAGAAAUAAAGCAUGUAUUUCUAAUAUAAAUGAUAACCUGUGUGUAUUAUAUGGUAUAUACAUACAGUACACACAUAAAACAAACUUCUCUUUUCUAGUUUUCAAUAGCAGUCUCUAAGUGGAGAGCAUUGUGUUGUACAAAUUUAAUAAGCAGCUAGAUUUCAUGUUUAACAUUCAAAUUAAUUUGGGGAGCAAACAAAGGUCAGUGCAUCUUUCGACUCUGAAGUCUGACACUCAUUCGUACCUUUUAAAAAAGCCCUCUUCAAAGUUACAAGCAAUUUAUGACAAAAAUGUACUUUGAUGCGAGACACAUGACACUUGGCUUACCUUUGAAAGAGUUGUGUGUGUGUGUGUUCUUAAAUAAAUCUGUUAUAUAAAGACAUGUGUGUUUGCCAAAAGUCUGUUAAAAUUACAUCAGAACAACUUUAAAACCUGCUCACUGAGGAUAAUUGAAUUCAAUUAUUUCCUGUUUUUAAACAUUUAGUUAACAGUUCAGAAUAUUGCCUGGUGUCAUUUCAAUAAAGAUGUGAUAUGAAGACCCAUAAAAGAGUAAACAUGUCUCCAUUUCAAUUUGUUAUGACAACAAAACUUCUAGAAACAGCUUUCUUGGCAGGACAAGUUCAGUAUAUGAGUAAUCCCUUGCAAUAGCUCUAUGCUCUUAAUGCAGUCUAUAAUAAACGGUGCUCCCCAUAAGCCAUUAUAACAAAACCUGAAAUUCAUGUGACAUUCUGAAAAAGUCUCCUGCAGAACAGGCUAACAGUUAAUUCAACAUACAUAUUUGAUAUACGCAGCAAGGCCAGAAAACAAAUGACUGGCUAUUUCUUGUUACCUGUGCAAGUUAAAUUUUACAUUUAAAAUUCUCAUUUCUUUUUUUUUCUUUGUUUUUUUUUCUUUCUUUCUUUUUUUUUUUUUUUCCUGGGGGACUCACCUGCCAUCACUGGUUGGAUUCAGAAUACAAUUUAGUGGAAGAUAGUAUCUCACUGUAAUUACAUGGAAUUCACGUGAAAAAGUAAACCUUACAUUGGACAAUAUUGUAGAACACUUGAGUAAGUUCCAUAAAGAAAUACGGUCUUUUAUAUAAACUAAAAAAAAAAAAAAAGGCAAAACCAAAAGCAACAAACAAACAAGCAAAAAAACCAACCACCAACUGACCAA
This is a messenger RNA of Cygnus olor (mute swan), 22435 nucleotides long. It is a transcript of the gene JMY, whose product is annotated as junction mediating and regulatory protein, p53 cofactor. The transcript has 10 exons. NCBI's taxonomy places the organism in Eukaryota, Metazoa, Chordata, Aves, Anseriformes, Anatidae. The record is from RefSeq and is a predicted model, not a curated record. Gene Ontology annotation, biological process: 'de novo' actin filament nucleation; positive regulation of apoptotic process; intrinsic apoptotic signaling pathway by p53 class mediator. Bases 412 to 3138 code for a protein of 908 amino acids. Gene Ontology annotation, cellular component: nucleus; cytoplasm. Gene Ontology annotation, molecular function: actin binding; Arp2/3 complex binding; transcription coactivator activity.